AUGGCCCUUCCAGACCUGCUUCCCAUGGAAUACGAGUAUACUCAGUCCGAGAUCUAUGAAUUGACAAGUCGCUCUUUCGGAUAUUUCCACGUGCGCUACAGCUACGAGAACCCUCAUGUUACGAUCAUCACGGCUUCGUUCCAGGCGAAAGUUAGACUAAAGAACACUAAAAAACAAACGGGGGCGUGA
Phytophthora nicotianae INRA-310 is the source of this 189-nucleotide messenger RNA. RefSeq lists its product as hypothetical. The transcript is spliced from 3 exons. Bases 1 to 189 code for a protein of 62 amino acids. The record is from RefSeq and is a predicted model, not a curated record. NCBI's taxonomy places the organism in Eukaryota, Oomycota, Peronosporomycetes, Peronosporales, Peronosporaceae.